AUGUGGUCCUGGUUCGGCGGCGCCGCCGCUCAAAAGCGGAAGGAUGCCCCCAAGAACGCCAUCCUCGGCCUCCGAGCUCAGCUGGAGAUGCUGCAGAAGCGCGAGAAGCACCUUGAGAACCAAAUCGCGGAGCAAGACGCCGCAGCACGGAAACACGUCGCCACAAAUAAGAACGCCGCCAAAGCUGCUCUGCGACGGAAACAUCAGCAUGAGAAGAACCUUGAGCAGACCUCGGCGCAGGUCGUGCAGCUCGAGCAACAGAUUUACUCGAUCGAAGCGGCGAAUAUCAACCACGAGACGCUCCAGGCUAUGAAGUCGGCUGGUGAUGCUAUGAAGCAGAUUCAUGGCGGUAUGAGUCUGGACCAGGUCGACGAGACGAUGGACAAACUCCGAGAACAACAUCAACUCAGCCAGGAAAUUGGCGACGCUAUUACGAACAUGCCGCUGGGCGAGCAGAUGGACGAGGGAGAGCUGGACGCCGAGUUGGAGGGGUUGGAGCAGGAGGCUAUGGACGAGCGUAUGCUCAACACUGGGCCUACGCCAGUGGGAACUCGGUUGGAGGGCCUACCUGCUGCUGGAAAUACAGAGCUCAACAAGCCACACGCAGCCGAGGAAGAAGACGAGGAGGCCGAAUUGGCCAAGCUCAAGGCUGAAAUGGCCAUGUAG
This is a messenger RNA of Penicillium daleae, 666 nucleotides long. RefSeq names its product ESCRT-III subunit protein SNF7. The record is from RefSeq and is a predicted model, not a curated record. The transcript is spliced from 4 exons. Gene Ontology annotation, biological process: vesicle budding from membrane; late endosome to vacuole transport via multivesicular body sorting pathway. The coding region runs from base 1 to 666 and encodes 221 amino acids. Gene Ontology annotation, cellular component: multivesicular body; cytoplasmic side of plasma membrane; ESCRT III complex. Lineage: Eukaryota; Fungi; Ascomycota; Eurotiomycetes; Eurotiales; Aspergillaceae.